Molecule: messenger RNA, 2215 nt
Organism: Python bivittatus (Burmese python)
Lineage: Eukaryota; Metazoa; Chordata; Lepidosauria; Squamata; Pythonidae
Source: RefSeq, a predicted model, not a curated record
UUGGGCGCCGCGCGAGGCGCAAGAAGGCCUUUGACGGCGCAGGCCGGCGGCCGGUGGAUGGGUGCGUUUCGUCUCCGGGAGAGGAGACCUCAACGGUACGGCUCUUCGCAUGUCUACUCGGAAGUAAGCCCCGCUGAAUUCGGUGGAGGUCACUCCCAGCACCAUGCACCCCAUAAGGCCUACAUUUCGGGGUGGUGCCUCUUUCCAGAUGUCUGUUGCUGGGCACAUGCCAAAAUCUCAGCUACAGGUGCCUGAGGCUGAAGAUACCACAGAUAUCGGGGGCAAAUCCCUUCUUUCAACAGGCAAGACAGAAGGAGGGCUCUCGUCACCAAGAGGUGGCCAAAAGGAGCCUUUUGUGUCUGUUCCAACACUGGCCUCCAUGUUUCGGGGCCUUGGUUUUGAGAUAGCUCCUAGGCCUCCUUUGGUCUAUCCAGGUCGAGGCAUUUUGGGGAGAGGAAUAGGUGACAUGAACAUGAAACCCAGAGUAGAUGUCCCAACACAGCAGAUCUGUACAGGGUUGAGAGCAGGGCCAGCUGGAGACAGCAAGGUGGAGCCGGUGCUUCUUGGCCGUGGCAUGGUACCAAGUUAUGUGGAAAGUGAAAAGCCUUUUUUCGGGCUUGGAAGAGGAGUCUUGGGGCUUGGUCACACCCACAUAAGACCCUCUACCUCGGGUAUAGAAAGUCUUCAUUCAGCGCCAUCAAAGGAGCCCAGUCCAGAGAUUCCUUCUGUAGUUUCAGAUGAGCACUUGGAUAAAAAAGAACCAUUUAUGAAGCAAGGGUUGAAAGGGAUAUCGAUCCCUUUGGCACUGAAUCUGAUUCAAAUACACUGUAAAAAUGAAGCUGUGUAUCAAUACCACGUAACGUUCAGGCCAGAGGUGGAAUGUAAAAGCAUGCGUUUUGGGAUGCUGAAGGAACAUAAAUCAGUGACAGGAGACAUUACCGCAUUUGAUGGCUCUAUUCUCUACUUACCUAUCAAGUUGCCUCAAAAUAUUGACCUGAAGUGUCAGAGAAAGACAGAUGGAAUGGAGAUCGAUAUAAAGAUUCAGAUGACCAGAAUUCUGGAACCGAGCUCAGACUUGUGCAUCCCAUUUUACAAUGUUGUUUUUAGAAGGGUGAUGAGGAUUUUAGAUAUGAAACUUGUUGGGAGAAAUUUCUAUGAUCCCACCAGUGCUACUGUGCUUCAGCAGUACAGGUUGCAAAUAUGGCCUGGCUAUGCAGCCAGUAUCCGAAGGACAGAUGGCGGGCUGUUUUUGUUGGCUGAUGUUGUUCAUAAGAUUAUACGGAAUGAUUCAGUCCUGGAUUUGAUGCAUGCAGUUUAUCAACAGAGUCGGGAAAAUUUCCAAGAUGAAUGUAUAAAGCAACUUAUUGGCAACAUUAUAAUUACCCGUUACAACAAUAACACUUACCGGAUUGAUGACAUUGACUGGAACAAGACACCAAAGAGCAGUUUUACCAUGUCCGAUGGGAAAGAAAUCACUUUUGUGGAGUAUUACAGUAAAAAUUAUGGGAUUACCAUCAGAGAACUUGACCAGCCACUGUUGAUUCACAGACCUGAUGAAAGAAAAAAUCCUCCAGGAAAACUGCAGCAGGGUGAAAUCCUGCUACUGCCAGAACUCUCCUUCUUGACAGGCAUUCCUGAGAAGAUGAGGAAAGAUUUUAGAAUUAUGAAGGACCUUACGCAGCAGAUCAACUUGAGUCCUAAACAGCAUCAUGUCUCCCUGUGUCAGCUUCUGAGCAGAAUUGAGAAGAAUGAGGCUGCCCACAAGGAACUGUCCCGGUGGGGGCUUUGCUUGGAUGGGGAUGUUUAUAAGACCAAAGGACGCAUCCUCCCCAUGGAAAGAAUAAAUCUGAAGAAGAGCUCCUUCAGUGCCUCUGAAGACUUAAACUGGACUAAAGAAGUCAGCAGAGAAUCCUGCAUUUCUGCAGUUCCAGUUCAUUACUGGGCACUGUUUUAUCCAAAGCGGACAAUGGAGCAAGUACAUGAACUAGUCAGCAUGCUGCAGAAAGUCUCGGGUCCACUUGAUAUCCCGCUGACCCCACCUGUUUGGAAAGAAUUGAAGGAUGACAGAAUAGAGACUUAUGUCAGAGCUAUCAAAUCAUUGCUAAGUAGUGAGGGUUCUAUACAAUUAGUCGUUUGUAUUAUCACAGGGACUAAAGAUGACUUGUACAGGGCCAUUAAGAAGGUAUGCAAUGUGCAGUCUCCAGUUCCUUCCCAG